This is a messenger RNA of Triticum urartu, 659 nucleotides long. The record is from RefSeq and is a predicted model, not a curated record. Lineage: Eukaryota; Viridiplantae; Streptophyta; Magnoliopsida; Poales; Poaceae.
CCGCGCCUCACCUUCCUAAGCGCGAUCAUCAAGGAGACUUUCCGGCUGCACCCCUCGACGCCGCUCUCGCUGCCACGGAUGGCCACCGAGGACUGCAAGGUCGCGGGCUACUGCAUCCCCAAGGGGACGGAGCAUCUAGUGAACGUGUGGGGGAUCGCCCGUGAUCCGGCCCUAUGGCCCGACCCGCUGGAGUUUAGGCCUGCCCGGUUCCUCCCCGGAGGGUCGCAUGCGGACGUCGACGUCAAGGGAGGUGACUUUGGGCUGAUACCGUUCGGGGCAGGCCGGAGGAUAUGCGCGGGCCUCAGCUGGGGCAUUAGGAUGGUCACCGUGACCACCGCCACGCUGGUGCACUCGUUUGACUGGGAGCUGCCGGCAGGCCAGACGCCGGACAUGGAGGAGACAUUUUCUCUGCUGCUGCAGCUGGCCGUGCCGUUGAUGGUCCACCCGGUGCCUAGGCUGCUCCCAUCGGCAUACCAAAUCGCAUAGCGUUGCUUGUGUGCUAAUUUUUUUGGACAAGUUUAAUAAGCCAGUGUCACAAGGAAAAAAACAUUUGUAUGGUGAGUUUGUGUACCAAACAACAUGUGCUUUGUUGUUUUGGAAAAAACAACAUCGUUUUGUUGUCACUAAUAACAGAUCAUUGGAAUGAUGCUUGUGUUUUU